Lasiosphaeria miniovina is the source of this 5167-nucleotide messenger RNA. RefSeq lists its product as uncharacterized. Bases 153 to 5015 code for a protein of 1620 amino acids. Lineage: Eukaryota; Fungi; Ascomycota; Sordariomycetes; Sordariales; Lasiosphaeriaceae. The transcript is spliced from 3 exons. Gene Ontology annotation, biological process: amino acid biosynthetic process; sulfate assimilation. Gene Ontology annotation, molecular function: FMN binding; 4 iron, 4 sulfur cluster binding; heme binding. The record is from RefSeq and is a predicted model, not a curated record. Gene Ontology annotation, cellular component: sulfite reductase complex (NADPH).
AAUUACCGGGAAAAGGGAUGGAUGACAUAACGGUAUUAAAAAUCCCACACCCGCAAUUCGCCGUGGGUUGCUGGGGCGGGGCAUAAGGUCGAUCACGCAAUCGGUCCAAGUCCUCAGACCAAGAGAAAAUUGAUGGCUCUGCGGGGCCCGCGAUGAGGGUACUCGGGUACCUAAAGUCUAGUUCGACACUAUCGCCUCCGUGGCCGGGCCGUUCGAUGCAUCCCUUAGUGUAUUUAGCUCUCGAGACGUGGAUAAUUUUUCCUUUGAGGUGUCGCUUUUCCCUUGACAUUCCAAUUCUUCUCCUACAAGCUCAGCAAUGGCAGGAGAAUCGAGUGUCGCGGUCCGCACGCCUGAAGAGGCCGGUGAGUGACUUCCAUUCCCACCUCUACCCUCCCCCGCAGGCACAGUCACACCCCAGGCGAAUCCAUGUUUGGCUGGUGUCACACCCAUUGCCAUUUCCCUCCAAUGUCGCGAGAAUCGCAUACCUCUCCAGCGACGUGAUCGUGUCGGUGCAGCCGUCGUUGGCUUCCGAUUCCGGCUUUUCGACUACGCUGAAGAAUUUGGCCGCCCAGAAGGUCGAGAGCUUGGUGGCCAAGAGCAGCGAUGCCGCUCCCGACAUCCAAUCCGUCAGAUACAAUGCCGACCCUCUACUUUCUGUGUUUGCCCCUAUUCGCUCCGGCCGUUUCGUGUCAGUGACGACAACCUCGGCCGUAUUGCUGCCCUCUAUUGCGCAUCUUUACAAGCUCGCCAGCUUGCCCGUAGUUCUCCAUGUCGCGCUGGAGCCCAAGAGCUUCCCAGACUAUUCAGCAAUCACUUCAAUACGGAAUUCCGGAUGGACCUUCCUGCAGUCGGGGUCUCUCCAGGAGGCCCAGGACAUGGCUCUGACAGCCCAUGCUCUGGCCAUUCGCUCUGGCAAGGGAGUCAUCCACUUCUUUGAUCCGAACUCCAAGACGAAGGGGGAGUCAAUUAGCCCUGAGGACACAGCGAUUGUUCGUGACAUCCUAAAUCUGGACAACGUGCGCCGGUUCCAGUCCGCACCGAUAUCGGGUUCCGUCAUUUAUGCCGACGACGGGCGUGUCGCACUGGUUUCUGAGCAACCAGAGCCCCUGGCAGGCGGGGGCACGCAGGCCAAAGUUCAGCCCAGCGAGGGCGACGCCGAGACACCCACCGCGACAUCCCAUGCAUCCUCCAAAUCCAGCCAGCAGAGCGUCACAAGCUCGCCCCCUAGCGUUUCCACUGCCACUACCAUUGAGGCAGCCGCGCCUGUCGUCACGUCUGAGGACAUUUUCAACUACUUGACUUCGAUAUGGUCCCAGCUCAGCCAGAGCGUAGGCAGAAAGUACAGUGCUUUCGAAUGGAAUGGUCCAAGAAACGCCGAGAACUGCAUCUUCAUUUUCGGGUCUGACGCGGCCUUGUUCUCGCGGGCGAUCGGCCAGGCCCAGGCCGAUGACAUUUUCGCAAAUGCCGGCGUCAUCACUGCCAGACUUUACCGUCCCUGGCUGGGGGCGAAAAUCAUCGGCGCAAUCCCGAGAUCAGUGAAGAAGAUUGCAGUCCUCGAGCAGGUUUCUAGAAAGACAACAAAAUGGGGCCCGCUGCUGUUGGACGUGUUGGCUUCGGUAAAGAACAGCGUGGGUGGUGUUGAGACAAUUGUUGGACAUCAGCUGGGUUACAUCUCUAACGAGACCGUGAACCAGGCUCUGCGUGGCAUCUUUCAGAACUUGACUUCGGAGAAGCCCAUUCAGAACCUGGAGGUGGGAGAACGUGACCGUCCGCAGCCCAUUUCCGAGUACAAGUUGGAAAAGCCGAAGCUCGAGACUGCAUACACAAAGAUCCUCGACCAUCUAUUUGGCGAUCGGGCCUUUAUCGCCAACUCUCUCGACUCGGAUAACGCGGGCAUCUCAAACACCAUUUCUGCAAGCCCCGACUACGGUUUCGGCGCCCUCCUUGCAAAGAAAGAGCGCAAGCGGAAAUUCGUUGCCGAGGUUAAGGAGGCGGCUGGGUCGGGUCGGUUCCUUACCGAAGUCCCAAAGCGAUCGCUGGCCAAUUGGGUGUCAGCCGCUGAGGACGUGAAGAAGGUUGAGGCUGCUGCCGAGGACGUCAUUUCGAAGCUCACGAUCGACAACUCAAGGCUGUCCAAGACCCUCCUGCAAAACAAGGCCUUCUUUCACAAGCAGUCUCUGUGGCUCGUCGGUUCUGACGCCUGGUCUUAUGAUCUCGGAAAUUCGGGCGUCCACCACGUUCUCGCUUCAGGCGAAAACGUGAACGUGCUGAUUAUCGAUUCAACCCCUUACUCUGAGCGGGCCGCGGCAGAUGCGAAUCGGAGAAAGAAGGACAUUGGACUUUACGCCAUGAACUUUGGAAACGCAUAUGUCGCCUCUACUGCUGUGUACAGCUCCUACACACAGGUUCUUCAGGCCAUGGACGAGGCAGACAAGUUCAAUGGCCCAUCCAUCGUCUUGGCUUACCUCCCGUACUUUGGGGAGCACGACUCGCCCUUGACCGUCCUCCAGGAGACCAAGAAGGCUGUCGAUCUUGGGUACUGGCCACUGUACCGCUGGAACCCCGAGAACGAGAACAAGGGCGAGCCGAACUUCUCUCUCGACUCUGAGCGGAUCAAGAAGGAGCUGAAGCAGUUCCUCGACAGAGAUAACCAGCUUACGCAAAUGAUGCGGAAAGACCCGCUCUUUGGGGCUGCUCUGUCCCAAGAUUUCGGAUCCGAGAUCCGAGCGCAGCAGAAGCGGAAGGCAAAAGAUGCCUACAACCAGCUGCUGGAAGGCCUGUUUGGCGCCCCUCUGACUAUCCUAUUUGGGUCAGAUAACGGAAACGCUCAGUCGCUAGCUAAGCGCCUGGGCACCAGGGGAAGAGCCCGAGGACUCAAGACAGCCGUCAUGGCGAUGGAGGAUUACCCGGUGGAGGACCUCCCCACCGAAGAGAACAUAGUCAUCAUCACAUCUACUGCCGGACAAGGAGAGUUCCCCCAAAACGGCAAGCCAUUUUGGGAUGCUAUCAAGGACAGCACGGAGCUCGACCUGGCUUCUGUCAAGUUUUCCGUCAUGGCGCUGGGAGACAGCCAUUACUGGCCCAGAAAAGAGGACAAGAUUUACUACAACAAGCCUGGAAAGGACCUGGAUAGAGUACUGGCCAACUUUGGCGCGAAGCGGCUGACAGACAUCGGACUCGGUGAUGAUCAGGACCCUGAUGGCUACCAGGCUGGCUAUCAGGAAUGGGAAGCUAAGCUCUGGGAGGCUCUUGGCGUUACUAACGUUGGAAGCGUUCCAGACGAACCCCCACCGAUCACGAACGAAGACAUCAAGAUCGCAUCAAAUUACUUGCGCGGAACCAUUGUCGAGGGGCUCAAGGACACGUCCACUGCCGCGAUUUCUGCACCAGACCAGCAGCUUACCAAGUUCCACGGCACAUACAUGCAAGACGACCGGGAUGUUAGAGACGAGCGGAAAGCGCAAGGCUUGGAGCCAGCUUACUCCUUCAUGAUCCGGUGCAGACUGCCGGGCGGUGUCUCGACGCCCAAGCAAUGGAUCCAGAUGGACGACAUUAGCACAACGCUCGGAAACGAAACUAUGAAGCUGACUACGCGGCAAACGUUCCAGUUCCAUGGCGUGGUCAAGGGCAAGCUGAAGCCCGCCAUGCAAGCCAUCAACCGGGCACUCAUGACCACACUGGCUGCCUGCGGAGAUGUGAACCGCAACGUCAUGUGCAGCUCGCUGCCUUCGCAGUCCAGGUAUCAUCGCGAGGUUUUUGCGAGCUCCAAGAAGAUCAGCGACCACUUGCUUCCGUCUACGUCUGCAUACCACGAGAUUUGGUUGACCGACGAUGACGACAAGAAGACACAGGUUGCUGGCGAAGCAGUGCAGGACUUUGAGCCGCUGUACGGGCCCACCUAUCUCCCCCGGAAGUUCAAGAUCUCAAUCGCCAUCCCCCCCCACAACGACGUUGACGUGUACGCGCACGAUGUUGGUCUCAUUGCCGUCAAGGGCGAGGAUGGACACCUGGUCGGGUUUAACUUGCUUGCUGGUGGAGGCAUGGGUGCCACUCACAACAACAAGAAGACAUACCCGCAGACAGGCCGGAUGCUUGGGUUCGUCAAGACUGCCGACGUCCACAUUGCCUGCGAGAAGGUGAUGCUUGUGCAGCGAGAUCACGGUGACCGCAAGAACCGGAAGCACGCGCGACUCAAGUACACGAUUGAUGACAUGGGUGUCGACAGUUUCAGGUCACAGGUUGAGGAACUCUGGGGCAAGAAGUUCCAGCCGCCCAAGCCUUUCCACUUUGAGAGCAAUAUCGACACGCUGGGAUGGACCAAGGACGAAACAGGCCUGAAUCACUUCACAUUCUUCAUCGAGAAUGGCCGUAUCGAGGAUACGGCCGACUUCCCGAUGAAGACAGGCCUGCGCGAGAUUGCAAAGGUGCACAUGGGCGAAUUCCGUCUGACAGGUAACCAGCACCUUAUCCUCAGUAACGUCGCCGACGAGGAUCUCCCGGCCAUGAAGUCGCUCAUGGCCAAGUACAAGCUGGACAAUGUUCAGUUCUCGGGCCUGCGCCAGAGCUCGUCUGCCUGCGUGGCGUUCCCAACUUGCGGCCUGGCCAUGGCUGAGAGCGAACGCUACCUACCUGUUCUCAUCUCGAAGCUUGAGGCCUGUCUCGAGGAGAAUGGGCUCCGGCAAGACAGCAUUGUGAUGCGGAUGACGGGAUGCCCCAAUGGCUGCGCGAGGCCGUGGCUUGCAGAGGUUGCGUUCGUAGGCAAGGCGUACGGCGCCUACAACAUGUAUCUUGGCGGCGGCUACCACGGACAGAGACUGAACAAGCUCUACCGGUCGAGUAUCAAGGAAGAAGAGAUCCUUGACAUCAUGAAGUCGCUGCUCAAGAGAUAUGCCGCCGAGCGCGACGAGGGCGAACACUUUGGCGACUGGACGAUCCGGGCCGGCGUGAUUAAGGAGACGCGGGGCGGGCAGGACUUCCACGAAGGGGUUGCCGAAGAAGAGUCGGACGAGGAGUGAGCAAGCAUUGAGUGAGGGAUCAGGCUGUGGCCCACCAUGGCUCGCGGUCCGCAUGGUGAUGGCUCCGCUGCGUUGCAUAGCGGCGUCAAAAAACGACUGGCUGCACGUUCGUAGUUCAUUUCUUUUACAUAUUAUACUCCUCAAGAUUCUGU